AAAAAUUUCUCCCCCCUACACAAUUCUUCAAUGGCGCCCUUACCAAUCUCUCCUCUCUCUGUUUUGCUCCUAGUUCUCCUCCCUGCAAUCUCCGCCGACUACGGCGGGUUGCAGUCAGGCCACGCUACGUUCUACGGCGGCGGUGACGGAUCCGGGACAAUGGGUGGGGCUUGUGGGUAUGGGGAUUUGUACAACCAAGGAUACGGAACGAACACGGCGGCGCUGAGUACGGCUCUGUAUAACGAUGGGCUGAGCUGUGGUUCUUGCUAUGAGAUUACUUGCACUAGUGAUCCCAAUUGGUGUCUUCCUGGAAAGAUCAUUGUGACUGCCACUAAUUUUUGCCCGCCCAACUACGCUCUGCCCAAUGAUGAUGGCGGCUGGUGCAACCCUCCUCUGCAGCACUUUGAUCUGUCUCAGCCUGCUUUUCUUCAGAUUGCUCAGUACAGUGCUGGCAUUGUUCCCGUCUCCUUCCGAAGAGUGCCAUGCGUGAAGAAGGGAGGAAUAAGGUUCACGAUCAAGGGGCAUUCAUACUUCAACUUGGUGCUGAUCACCAACGUCGGCGGCGCCGGCGAUGUCCAAUCGGUGUCGAUCAAAGGAUCCAAUACAGAAUGGCAAGCCAUGUCUAGAAAUUGGGGACAGAACUGGCAGAGCAACAAUUACUUGGACGGACAAAGCCUCUCUUUCCAAGUCACCACCAGCGACGGCCGUACCGUCACCAGCUACGACGUCGUUCCGGGCAACUGGCAGUUCGGUCAGACCUUUGAGGGUGCCCAGUUCUGAACAAAUUUCAAGAACUUGAUUAGAAAAAAUAAUAAUAAUAAUAAUUAUUAUAUGUAGGUUAGGUAGAUCUCCGGCCGCCGUCCACAGUGGCUGACUAUUGCCGUGGUGGUUAACUUGCACCCGCUAAGGUCUUUGGGAUUUGAAAACACACAGAUAACUAUAAAUAUAUAGGAAAAUAGUGUGUGUAGAAGAAUUAAUAAGGUUUAGUUCUUACAAAGGGAUUGUCCAUUUAGUUCUCUCAAUUUAUUGAUAUGAGGACAUUGCAUUACUGUUCUUCCCCCCCAUCUUUAAUUUCAAGCCUUCAUUUUUCUCGUGCUAUGUCAUUAGUGAGAAUUAAUGAAUGCUUAAUGUAAUCAGCUAUUGAUUAA
Molecule: messenger RNA, 1148 nt
Organism: Cucurbita pepo subsp. pepo (vegetable marrow)
Lineage: Eukaryota; Viridiplantae; Streptophyta; Magnoliopsida; Cucurbitales; Cucurbitaceae
Product: expansin-A4
Biological process (GO): plant-type cell wall organization
Cellular component (GO): extracellular region
Source: RefSeq, a predicted model, not a curated record